AUAAAUGAUGGCAUUAGAACUCUUACAUCAGUAACAGAAGGUGAGGCUUUAACAACUCUAUAGGAUAGAUCUAUUUACCUAGUUAAGGUGCAGUUUGCAAUUUGAAACUAAUAUAAAUGUUUUGACCUGCCUUAGGCUUUUUGACAAGUUUUAGUCAAAUCACUAAUUUCUGCUCCAAAUUUUUAUCUUUAUAUUAGUGGUCUAUGCUUCUGAACUUCAGACAGAUAAAACGAUUUGGGAAAUGCACUAAGAUGAUUAGACUAUUUGUAAUAUUGUGUAAAGUUUGAGGGUGUUAUGUCUUGGUUUAGGAACUUUGCAUGCAAAGAGCCAUUGACAUCUCUCAGACUUUAGGUUUACAAUUUUGUGCACUCCUUCUGCAAAAGCAAUCCAUUGAAAUACCUAAAAGAAAAUUAGGCAGUGCCAGAAAUCCUGAGGCUUUUACAUAUUUUUCCUGACCAAAAAAAUGGUCAAUUAUCUUUCAAAUUUUAAAUAUAGUUUUCCCCUUCCCAAAUGUCACUAAUAUGAUAAUAUUUUGCUUGAACGUUAUUCUUGCUCUACUUUAUACUUUAAACUGCUCCUUACAAUUCACAACCAUAAAAUUAUUUUAAAUGAUUUUCCUGAUUAUUGUAAACUUGAUUCUUUAAUUCUCACCAUUUCACUAUGUUAUUACUUAAUUUUCAUUCACUUUAUAACAUCAGAAGCUGCUUUUUUUUCAGUUGUGCACAAGUACACAUAAACAUACAUACAUGUAUAUUCUACUCAGGUUUCAGCAGAAAGAAUACCACUGAUGUGAGAAACUAGGGGAGCAAUUAAUCCAAUGCCCCCAAAUAGGAAGAGUACAAGAAUAACUAAAUGCAAACAUUAUGUAAAUCUGUACCUACAAAUGAGAAAUAGGAUUAUUACAAUAAUGAUGAAUAGAUAUUCUACAACUUAGGAAGGAAUACAACUUUGUGUUAAAAACCAGGAUGAUCUCUGUACUCACUGUCCAGAUGUUCUCAGUAGGAACUUAAAAACUUGCUGUUUGGGAAGUUUAAUAUGAACCAGAUAUUUAAUAACAAUACAGUUCUAUAUUUUUAUUGUUGAAGCUCAACAACUAAGUGCUUUAUAAAAACUCUAAGUGAGAUCAGCCCUUUCUACAGAUUUAUAAUCUAAUAAAAUAUAUAUUAGGGACGAGAAUUUGAAAAGAGAGGCUAAUCAGUGGCUUCUCAGCAUCUUCACUUGUUACAUUAUUCUUAUUUUUUUCUCCCUACAUCUUUUCUUUUACACAGCAGGAAAAAUUGUCUUUCAUCUCCCUUUUUUAUGCCUUUGUCUUUUAUAUAUUUCUUUUAAGGAAAACUUUGAUAAAAUGUGUCUGCUUAUAUUUAUAUAUGAAUGUGCAAAUUCACACCCUAAUAUCAAACAAAGGCAAGGUCUGCUAAAAGCUAUUAAACAGGAUUGCUCUGGGGAAACUGCUUGCAAUUUUGAGAUUACUCCACCUUAUGCACACACCCAUGUAUUAACCAAAGCAGAACUCUGCUGGAGUGCAUGUUAAACAACGUCAGAAAGGCAUUGCUGAACAGUGGCAUUCACUGUCUUCUAAAGACAAGCAAAGAUAAAGGCAGGAAAUAAGCAAUACAAUAUACUUAGCAUACUUUGCAUUUCCUUGGAAUCUCUCAGAUUUGUCAAAUGGAUUUAUCGGCUGAUAAUCAUUCCACCAAGAGAAGGAGGGUACGAGUGCAAUAAGCCCAUCACAACACCAGGUGUCUUUUCACUCACUCCAGCUUCUUCUGAGAAUCAGAGGGCUAAUCAGGAUUGACAUCCCAGAUUUCUUCUUGUCAGUGGCAUGAAGAAUAAAGAUGCAGCGAAGAAAGUCCAGAGAAGAUGACAGCUUGAUUACAGAAGAACAUGAUCUCAAAGAAGCCAAUUAUGGGAGCUUAAAGAAGAAUCCUGAGUCAAAAAUAAAGGAGUAUAUUUAUGAAACCCUGGCCUUUGGGCCUGAGAAGAUUGUAAAGUUGUCCAGUUAUGAAAGCCUAGGGGGUGGCUCUGAACAUAACUCAAAGGAUGCUAACCAGUCCAAGCAGAAGAAUGUGGAGGGUUCCACAACCUCUCUUAAAGUCCCACAGAAGAAUAAGGGCUGCCUUGUAAACAGCACUGCAAACUUCUUCAGUGAUGAAAAGACCAGGAUAGACUUUAUCCUUGUAUGGGAAUCAGAUUGCCAGAAUCCAGAGGGCCAAAAUGAAGAGAAAGGCAAUCCAAAAUCCAAACAAAAGAGAUCAAUUGAAAUGCACAAAGAAUGGCGGGAGAAAUUUCUGCAUAAGCUCCAGAUGAAGGGGAUCAGUAUUGAAAAGCAUGCAGCCCAACAUACAAAGAAAGUGGUCCACUAUAUAUUGUUGAGUGCUCCUUGGAGUGUGCUAUGUUAUUACGCUGAGGACCUCAGGCUGAGAGUUCCCUUGCAGGCUAUGCCCAUUGACCCUGAAGUCAACUGGUCUCACAGGAUUCUGAUGAAACUGGGCAUCCCUAAUUUACUCUAUGAUGACGUUCCUGACAUUCCCUUGGAUAACUACACCUGUCAUUUUAAAGCAAACAAGUUACGCUGGUUCCGUGGGAGUGAUGACCAUGAGACCUUCUUCAGUAGUACACAACGGCAUAGAAUACUGUAUGAGAUCCUGUCUACUAUAUCAUAUGGCAAUCCAAAUGCAGGGCAGGUUGGAAUAGAAAGGCUGCUGAAUGAGGAAGUCUUCACAGCAGCAUUUCCACUACAUGACGGCCCAUACAAGAUGUCAUCAGAAGAAGAGCCCACUAGUCUACUUAAUCAGAGGCAGAUUCUUUUCCAUUAUUGGGCCAAGUGGAGUAAAUGGAAAAAAUACCAGCCUUUGAAUCAUAUCCGCAGGUACUUUGGAGAGAAGAUUGCUCUCUACUUUGCCUGGCUUGGUUUCUACACAGCAUGGCUUCUUCCAGCAGCUGUAGUGGGGACACUAGUCUUCAUAAUUGGCAUUUUUCUGAUGUUUCAUGACAUUCCAACACAGGAGAUCUGUUCCAGUGGUGACAAAUAUAAGAUGUGUCCACUUUGCAAAGUCUGCCCUUAUUGGAAUCUAUCUUCUGUCUGCCCCAUGUUUCAGGCUGGCCGUCUCUUUGAUCAUGGUGGCACUGUUUUCUUUAGCAUCUUCAUGUCUCUGUGGGCAGUCACAUUUCUUGAGUAUUGGAAGCGAAUGAAUGCUACCCUGACAUACCGCUGGGACUGUUCAGAUUUUGAGGAUAUUGAGGAACGUCCACGACCCCAGUUUGCUGCUUUGGCUCCCAUGACAAUUGUAAACCCAAUUACUGGAGAGGAGGAGCCCUAUUUCCCAAAGCGGACUCGAUUCAACAGAAUCAUCACUGGAUCAAUGGUCAUCAUCAUUAUGAUUGCUGUGGUAAUAAUAUUCCUGAUUUCCAUUAUCCUUUACCGGGCCAUCAUUUCAGUAAUUGUAUCCAGGUCUGGGAACGUCCUACUUGUAUCUUCGGCUUCUCGUAUUGCCAGCCUGACAGGCUCAGUAGUGAAUCUCCUUUUCAUCCUCCUCCUCUCGAAAAUUUACAUUGCGCUGGCACUUUUUCUUACAAAGUGGGAAAUGCAUCGCACUCAGACCACAUUUGAAGAUGCCUUCACUUUUAAAGUCUUUAUCUUUGAAUUCAUCAAUUUCUAUUCAUCUCCCAUCUACAUUGCUUUCUUUAAGGGCAGGUUUGUUGGUUAUCCAGGCCACUAUGACAAAUUAUUGGGCAUACGCAAUGAGGAUUGUGCUCCAGGUGGCUGCCUCAUUGAACUUGCUCAGGAACUUCUUGUCAUCAUGGUAGGAAAGCAAGUAAUUAAUAACAUUCAAGAAAUCCUUAUCCCGAAGAUGAAAACAUGGUGGCAUAAGCAAGAUCUUUCUGAAAGCAAUAAGGCAGGCCAAGACAACUUCAUGAAGCAACUCUGGGAGAGCGAUUAUAAACUGCUGCCCUAUGAUGGGCUCUUUGCUGAAUAUCUGGAAAUGGUUCUGCAGUUUGGCUUCAUUACAAUCUUUGUUGCUGCCUGCCCUCUGGCCCCUCUUUUUGCUUUACUGAACAACUGGGCGGAAAUUCGUUUGGAUGCUCAGAAGUUUGUUUGUGAAUAUCGACGUCCAGUUGCAGAGCGGGCCCAAGGCAUUGGCAUCUGGUUUCAUAUCCUGGAGGUCAUCACACACUUUGCAGUUAUUAGCAAUGCCUUCCUGAUUGCCUUCACUUCUGACUUUCUUCCUCGACUCUAUUACCAGUACACUCGUGCUAGCAAUCUACAGGGCUACAUUGACUUCACCCUGGCCUACGCCCCUAAAUCUUUUGACUUGAACAACAAUGCCACAUGCAGGUACCGAGCCUAUAGAGAACAAAAUGGCAGAUAUUCACUACCUUAUUGGAAUCUACUGGCAAUCCGACUUGGCUUCAUCAUUGUAUUUGAGCAUGUAGUUUUCUUCAUUGCACGUAUGAUUGAUAUGAUGGUACCUGACAUCCCAGAAGCAGUGGCAAUAAAAGUAAAGCGAGAACAGUACCUUGCUAAACAAGCCUUGGCUGAGAAUAAGGCUCUCAUUGAAGUGAUAGAUGUUGUCAAUCCAACCCAGCCUGGGGAGAAGGUAUCAAAAUAAACAUCUGAAGAUCUGGAAGGAUUUGGCUGAGAUCAGAUAAUCAAGCUUCUACACAAGAGUAACCUUCAUAGAGGAAGUACAAUGUUAGCUGACACAGUAUGGACAUGGAGCUGUUAAUUAUGUAACAUAUUGCAGGUGUAGAAUAUGCCUCACAUCUUUAAACCCUCAGAAAUUUCAUCCAUAUUUACCAAAGUAGUGAUUUCAUGUUUCUUGGAGAAAAACAGUACAGAGAAAAUUACAAGACAUAAAUAAGAAUUUUCAAUCUGUUUCUCUCCUACCACAGAAGUGACUUCUAAAUGUAGUGAAAUUCAACAAGCUGUUUUUUAUGAUAGUAUAGGAAUCUCUGGGUUUAGAGGCAAUCAUUUUCCAAAUAAUAGGAAUCUGCAACACUAGAAUAGCUCAUACUGGUUUGCUUUUUUGAAGCAUAUGCUAAAGUCAUAUGCUAAAGAUUACUGCCAUAUAUAAAGUCAAUUAUAAAAAGAAACUUGCUUUCAGCUAUCCAAAAGGGGGUUUUGCCUACAAAAGCAACAUGGGAUAGUAAUCAUCUUCUUCACAUCCAAGUCUCUUUCAGCUGGAAUAUGUUUCAACAAUAUGCAUGUACCAUGAACUUGUAAUCUUUAUUAUGCUUAAUCAAUAUGCCUGCUGGCAAAAAUUGAAUAAGCAGGUGAAAUAGGUAUAAAUUUGCUUAUUACUAUUUGGAACAAUAGAGAAGCAGGGGUAUAUAUUUUAUUAACAGGAUAGAUAGGAAUUGUAAUUUGGAGUGACUUUUUUUAAAAUAAAAACACACAAAGCUGUUUCAGGUUUUAUUUUUUAGAAUUUAUAAAAUUCCAGUGUCAUCCAUACUCAUGAGCCUUUAUACACAUUUGCAUAUAAUCUCCAAAUUCCAAAGUUAAGGCCAAGGGAUCAUUGCCAUGGAAACGUAAUAUGGAAGACAUUAAGAGAACAUGGAGCACAUCUCCACAGAUCAACUGCUGCACACUACAUGGGACAGAAGAGUGAAGUAUUUUCAACAAUUUGAACAGACGGCAACAUUAGAGCCAUGCUCAAUGGCAGUUAAGCCCAAAACACAUGUGCAAGUGAUGUGUGACAUUCAAACACCAGGUCCCACUGGCAAGGCAUUAAUACUUCUACCCUGUUUUAGACUCCUGCUCAGAUAGUGAUAGGGCUUCUCCUGUCCCAAGUGGAACCAUCCUAGAGAAACAAUUUCUCCUUCUUUCACUUAAGUUUAUUUAAACAGAGAGGGCUUUUUUUCUCUUUUCUACUGGACUAAAAAGCUAGAUGCUUUAUAAACCAUUUCUCAGCAUAUAUUCUGGGACACAAAGGACCUUGGGGAAAGAUACAAAUGGCUCAGAAAAGCUCUUCAGAAGAGAGCAGGAAAGACAGAGAGCAAAGUUGGCAACAGACCCAGCGCUGCCGCCAGCACCUUCAGCAGAAAAGAGAA
Crotalus tigris (Tiger rattlesnake) is the source of this 6051-nucleotide messenger RNA. It is a transcript of the gene ANO7, whose product is annotated as anoctamin 7. Gene Ontology annotation, biological process: chloride transmembrane transport; calcium activated phospholipid scrambling. The coding region runs from base 1836 to 4610 and encodes 924 amino acids. The transcript has 25 exons. Gene Ontology annotation, molecular function: chloride channel activity; protein dimerization activity. Gene Ontology annotation, cellular component: plasma membrane. The record is from RefSeq and is a predicted model, not a curated record. Lineage: Eukaryota; Metazoa; Chordata; Lepidosauria; Squamata; Viperidae.